CUGGUACAUGGUACCGCCAUCGCGAGUGCGCGAGCUCCUAUCAGAAAUUCUCUGCGCCGCCCUUGGAGGCAAAAAACGGUCGCACGCGCCUGCCCGUGAGCAAUCUCCCAACUCAUCUCUGGUACUGUCUCUCUUCUAGCGGGAUUACUCGGAAUUACAUACUUUUCAUAAACAUGCAUUUUUCUUUCAAACAUGACAAUCUAUAAUCAUUUGCUUUCUUUGUUCAUGACUGAAAGAACAAUCUUCAAUUAUUGACAAAUCAGUGAAACACGUGUUUGCACAUGUUUUACGGAAGUGUCAUGACACUGGAUGAGAGAAAUGGGUUAUGUGGACAUUAUUCAUUGGCACGGCUUUUUCAUGUUCGAAAAAGUAGUAUUACUUUUUAAUAGCAAGUAACUUAACUAGUAUUCUGAUAUUUUGACUUGUGAUUCUAUACUCAAAAUGUCGGAAUUAAUUUCGGGAACUUGUCUAACAAUGUGCCCCGAGAAAGAACGUUGGAUGAGAGAAAGAGAAGGUUUACUACAUAUUCUUGAAAUUGACGAAAGUACAAAACAUCGCAAACGACCAGCAGCAGAUCCAACAAAAACAGUGAAAUGUUUUGCCAGGCCAGCUGCGGGUCAAACGAUGCCCGACUUGAGCGAAUUACGACCUGGCCCAGUACUCGGCUUAACUAUCCGAUUCUUGUUUAAACAGGUACUCACUCGUUCAGAUAUUAAUUGGGUAGUCUUAUAUGAUUUCACUUUUGAUCGUCUGCGAGCAGUCCGACAAGAUAUUAUAAUCCAAAGGAUUGAUACUCGAAUGAGCAUUUCCCUUUUUGAGCCCAUUGUGCGCUUUUACAUUUACUCAGAACAAAGACUCUGCGAAAGAGAUAUUAAAGAAUUCGAUCCCGUAAUUAAUAACAAACACCUAUUAGAAUGCAUCAAGCACUUGCUUGCCUUAUAUGAUGAACAGGAAAUCCGGGAAAGACAAAGUUAUUCAGACAUUUGCAAAGAAUUGGACAAUUGGUCCAUAACCGAUAAUCGGACAGAAAUGGAAACAAUUUAUAUUUUGUUACAUUUAGGAAAUCCUACAGCUAUAUCGAGAGGUUUAGAGCUUCCCUCAAUUUAUAGGUCUAAGAUGGUCAAGACUGCUCUAAAGAUAUCCCUUGCCUGGUAUUUAAGAAAUUAUGCCAGAGCCUGCCGAAUGAUCAGAUCUCUUCCGCCCUUGUUGACUUGUGCUGCAUUGUGUAACUUGAGGCAAAUUAGAAGAACAUCUCUACAAAUAAUGAGCUCAGGAUUUAACAGUAAAAACUUAACUUUCCCUGGACUCAAAUUACAAGAGCUUUUAUUAUAUAAUGACGUUAGUAAACUCAAGGCAGACUGUGAACUGUUUGGACUAAAUUUUACCAACGAAAAUGUACAGUUUGAAAAGUCUAAGUUCAAAGAGGAUGUAUCAUUGGCCACCCCAGAGGCAUUUUUCAAUGCUCGGGAAUUGCACAAACUGUUACCUGAAAUACUCCUGGAUAGUAAUUAAUGUUUCCAAACAAUUCUAUUGAAUAAUUAUAAGUGUUUAUUUUUAGUAAUAAAAGAAGACUUCUAAAAAAUGUUUCUAAUUUUUAAGUUAGUUUAAUUUAA
Messenger RNA from Orussus abietinus, 1613 nucleotides. Its product is annotated as SAC3 domain-containing protein 1. The record is from RefSeq and is a predicted model, not a curated record. The transcript is spliced from 7 exons. Gene Ontology annotation, biological process: spindle assembly; centrosome duplication. Lineage: Eukaryota; Metazoa; Arthropoda; Insecta; Hymenoptera; Orussidae. Bases 442 to 1512 code for a protein of 356 amino acids. Gene Ontology annotation, cellular component: spindle; centrosome; nucleus.